Vitrella brassicaformis is the source of this 3672-nucleotide messenger RNA. NCBI's taxonomy places the organism in Eukaryota, Vitrellaceae. The record is from the annotation of a GenBank genome assembly.
AGCCCAUGCAGUCACGGUUGGUCAUGUACCAAACACAAACAUCUCGCAGAUCAGUGGUCGAUACGCUGGUCCAGGAACAAAAUCAGCGUCUUUCACUCACAGUGGAGUGGACAGCCAGUCGUCAUAGCCCCUGAGCUUCUUGUCGUGAUAGCCAUACACGGGAUGGAACCAGUCCUCGAACUCCCAGCUCUUCCCCGGCACACGCACCUCCACCUCGGCGGGGGGCUUGAAAUCCACCAAACGGGGAGACACAGGAGACAGCGGCGAGAGGGACCCACGGGUUUGCGCAAUCCAGGGCUGCGCCGCCUCUUGUGCUGACCGCUCCUCUUGCGCCUUCUGCUGCAGCUGCCUCCUGCGCGUCAGCGUCCAAUGCCGCGUCAGUUUGUCCAGGUCGAGCAGACUCAGCCGCCUGCUGCCCUCUGCCUCUUGGAAGGCACUGGCCAUCUCGUGCUCGGGCACCACCUCUCUGAGGAUUUCCGAAAGGCCGGCGAGGCAGUCGGCCGUGUCGAAGGUGAUGGGCUUCGGCCUGGUUCGCCUGUGGUAAGGCUGGUCCUUCAGCUCAUGGCCGACGAGCAACGACAUGGUGUCUGGCUGCUCUCUGUGGUCGACGGAAUGAUAGAGCGCCAGCAGCAUGCAGGUGGCCGCGACGGUUCCUUGUGGGUGGUGGAGGGCAUCGUGCAGCCACCGCACCAGGUGUGAUCUCUGCUGAUAGGACCGAGUGCGAGGGUCGGGGUACAAAAGGGUCUCCAGCCGACGAUCGGCCUGUAUGUGAGACGUGCCGUGCAGGGGAGGGGAGACAUAGCAGUUGGUGUCUGUUGCACGCGCACCAUGACAAUAUCGGCUCCCGUCCUGAGCUGCUGAUCGAACUUCCUCACAGAAGCAGCAUGCUCCAUCGCAGCAGCUGCGAGGCGGUAGUGCACUGAUGAGGGAGGAAUCGGGGCCUCCCUGACACACAGAGACAGGGAUGGAGUAAGAUAGAGGUGGGUGAGUCCACGAUGCUCCCGGAUGGUCUUACGGCAUCUCGGUGUCUUGGAGUAUGUCGCUCUUGUCAGCCACUGGACGGAAGGGGACAGCCUGAACCAUGCACGUCACUUUGCCUUCAUAGACGACGAAAGCUAUGACCUUCGUCUCACUUACGUCAAUGUAUCCGUCGACCGACUUGUCAGAAACCGAGGAACAAUCCUGCAUCCGAAGGAAGGCAAAAACAGGAAACAAAGACAGCCUUGUUGGAGCCGCCCGUGUCUCAGGUCACCUCCGUCUCCUCAUUGUCUGUUUCAGCAGUUUGUGGCAAUGUGGGCACGGACCUCUCGGGCCAGGGUGUGUACAAAAACAGACGGCCCAAGCGCACAGGCUCGACAGCCGGGAAGGUGGGAACACUGGCACGGGUGUCAGGGCGGCCAAAACCCUGCACUCACACCCACACGACCAUAUGGCCACCGUACCGUGCUGAUAUCUGCGUUCUCACCGUGCUGGGUCCCGCAGCUGCCAUUCGUGGAGCAGGCGGCGGUGCAGCCUUUGGCUGCACUGGAGGUGGCACGGUCUUCUGCGCAGCGGCCGGCGGUAUUGCCUCUUUCGUCUUGCUUCUGACCUUAGCUCUCUGGUUUCGCACCAGGAGAAACCCGGCAGAUUUGAGUCGCGGCUUCAGGCCAAAUUUUUGUGCGAAGCCUGGGUGGAGCGACGGUGGGAUGGCAACCCUCUGAUAAAGAGACAUGCACAAAUGAUGGACGGACGGUGUUUAUCUCCUCCUCCCGUCCCUCACUUCCUGACCGGGAACAUGCGCCCCCUGAGGCUGUACUUCUUUAUCCGUCUGUGGAUCUCCCCUGCUGAUGGCAGGUAGGCGUCGAGCGACGACCAUACAGAGUCGGCCGUCUGCUUCUCAAAAUCCAACUUCAAGAACUGCAGGCAGGCGGGAAGCAUAGCAUAUGUGCACAUUGAUGACCAGAGGGGGGAUGCCGUGUCGUGUAUCACCCACCCUCCAUAUGAUUGGAAAGCUCGGCAGAGCGCCUUUCUCCUGUUCAGCUGUCUUGUCCUGCCCAUCAUCGCCCUCCUCUUUGUCUUGUUGCUUCCUUGGCGCGGUGAUGGCGUCAGGAUUGAAGGAAGCCCACCUGUCGAUCGGGAGACCGCAGAAUAUUUGCCUCACGCGAUAGCCUCCUGCACUGAUCAGGUCACACGCUCUUCUGACUUGUUGCGACGGCCUCUAAACCAAAUACAUUACAUAUGAGGUGGCACACCAGCAGAGACGCGUGAGAAAUGCUCCAUUCCUCACGUACCACUCUCUUUGCGGCGAGGUGUCCGAGCUGCGGCAUCAUGAGGCACCUUCCGAGCAUCCCACAUUCCCGUGUGGCGGCUUUCCACACAAACAGCAUGGGCCAGUUGACGCGAAACGGCCUCGUGUCCGUCAUGCGCGCGGCCAUGGACGGCCGGGCCGAGUGAACCUUGGUCGGAACUGCAGGCAGAAGCAUCCGAGACAUUGGAAUGCAUUUGGCCGACUGGUGUCUUGUCUUGCUCAGGUGGUACCUCGCUGGCAUGCGAAAGUGACGGGAAUCAACGUCAUGCUCUGUCGACAGACAGACACGCUCACUGAGACCGCUGUAUUUCAUGUCUUGCCGGUGGCGAGUACCUACCGGCAAGGGAAGGAGCUCUGCGAUGCCGAUAAAGAUGGCGGUCGUCGGGUACACAAAGUACCGAUAUCUGAGGACGGAUACAGAGAAUACAUGGGCAAAUGACGUCGCUUUUGUCCCUCCUCUGUGUGUCUUCUCUACCUCACUCGAAGAUCUGCUCUGCUGCGUAGAUGAUGUCCUCCAAAGGUGUCCCAUCCUUGAGUCUUGUCUUGACGUCAUCCUUCAGCCCCAGCUCAUUCAGGCUCAUCGUCACUGCCAGUGCCUUCUUCGCCCCCUCCGCCUGAGACACCGACGCCCUCGCUCGCGGCGCAAUGUAGCGAAUGGGGGCCGCAGGCACCGUCCAGGCGUCUUGCUUCAGCCUCUCCUUGGCCACCUGACGGGUUCGAUCUUCCUUGGACAGUGCUUCCGUGGCUGUGUCUGCGCUUGCCGCAGAGGGAGCCGCGGGGGCUUGCUUGGAUGGACUCGUAGCAAGCCUUUUCCCGCUUGCUUCGCCCUUGGCCGGCGGUAGGGAGGGAGAAGGCUUUUCAGGGAUGGAUUCUGCGGGUUCAGCCAUCGCUGUCGGCUCAAACCUGCACAGACAACGACAGCCACACACACAGACAGGCAUUGUGCCCCCGUCGAGAGAAGAAACAGAAUGUUGUCAGCUCACGAAAAUUUGUUGAUGAAGAGCGCCACGCGGCUGAGGUUGAUGGAGAGGGAGAGUUUGUCGUCGAGGACCGGCUUGAUGAGGUCGCUGAGGUGCUGAAAUGAGUGCAUUAGCUUGAGCUUGAGCUUGACUCGCCUGAGCUUCGUCUUUGCACCCAUGAGUAUCUUCCGCCUCUCCUCCGCCCUUUGCCUUUUGAGCUUCAUUGCUGCUUUUGCCGCAGCCGCAGCUUCGGAGAGCUGGCUCAGGUUGGUCUGGUCGUGGUCGUUGUCAAGCCGGAUGCCGCCACGAGGAGGGCUCGUCAUGGUUGUCAUGAUACCAAACGACGCACGGGGGGGAAGGGAAGGGGCUGGGGGAACAGUGGUUGGCGCGUUACGAGGGAAGGCCUUGUUGACGGGAGGGAAGGGC